Messenger RNA from Artibeus jamaicensis (Jamaican fruit-eating bat), 7622 nucleotides. It is a transcript of the gene TRIM24, whose product is annotated as tripartite motif containing 24. NCBI's taxonomy places the organism in Eukaryota, Metazoa, Chordata, Mammalia, Chiroptera, Phyllostomidae. The transcript has 19 exons. Gene Ontology annotation, molecular function: zinc ion binding; protein binding. The record is from RefSeq and is a predicted model, not a curated record. The coding region runs from base 213 to 3365 and encodes 1050 amino acids.
CCAACGGUCCCCGCUGACAGAUCCUCUUUUUCCGGCCGCGCUACCCGGGAGGCGGAUCCCCGGUGCCUGAGGAGGCUUCCUCCGCCCGCCCUCCCUCUCCCGCGGGUCACCCCAACCGCCUGUGAGGAGGAGGAGGAGGAGGUCGUCGGGGCGGCGGCGGCGGCGGGCGGAGACAGCGCUCCCCCUUCGGCGGCGGCGGCGGGGGCAGGACAAUGGAGGUGGCUGUGGAGAAGGCGGCGACGGCGGCCGCGGCGGCUUCGGCGGCGGCCCCCGGGGGACCCUCGGCGGCGCCGACCGGGGAGAACGAGGCCGAGAGUCGGCAGGGCCCUGACUCGGAGCGCGGAGGCGAGGCGGCCCGGCUCAACCUGUUGGACACUUGCGCCGUGUGCCACCAGAACAUUCAGAGCCGGGCACCCAAGCUGCUGCCCUGCCUGCACUCCUUCUGCCAGCGCUGCCUGCCCGCGCCGCAGCGCUACCUCAUGCUGCCCGCGCCCGUGCUGGGCUCGGCGGAGACCCCGCCGCCGCUCCCGGGCCCCGGCUCGCCGGUCAGCGGCUCGUCGCCGUUCGCUACCCAAGUUGGAGUCGUUCGAUGUCCAGUUUGUAGCCAAGAAUGUGCAGAGCGACACAUCAUAGAUAAUUUUUUUGUGAAAGACACUACUGAGGUUCCCAGCAGUACAGUAGAAAAGUCUAAUCAGGUAUGUACAAGCUGUGAGGAUAAUGCCGAGGCUAAUGGGUUUUGUGUGGAGUGUGUUGAAUGGCUCUGCAAGACGUGCAUCAGAGCUCAUCAGAGGGUGAAAUUCACGAAAGACCACACUGUGAGGCAGAAGGAGGAAGUAUCUCCAGAGGCAGUUGGUGUGACCAGUCAAAGACCAGUAUUUUGUCCUUUUCAUAAGAAGGAGCAGCUAAAGCUUUAUUGUGAAACAUGUGACAAGCUGACAUGUCGGGACUGCCAGUUACUAGAACAUAAAGAGCAUAGAUAUCAAUUUAUAGAAGAAGCUUUUCAGAAUCAGAAAGUGAUUAUAGAUACACUAAUCACCAAAUUGAUGGAAAAAACAAAAUACAUCAAAUUCACAGGAAAUCAGAUCCAGAACAGGAUAAUUGAAGUAAAUCAAAAUCAAAAGCAGGUGGAACAGGAUAUUAAAGUUGCUAUAUUUACUCUGAUGGUAGAAAUAAAUAAAAAAGGAAAAGCUCUACUGCAUCAGCUUGAGAGCCUUGCAAAAGACCAUCGCAUGAAACUUAUGCAACAACAACAGGAAGUGGCUGGACUUUCUAAACAGUUGGAACAUGUCAUGCAUUUUUCUAAAUGGGCAGUUUCCAGUGGCAGCAGUACAGCCUUACUUUAUAGCAAACGACUGAUUACAUGCCGCCUACGGCACCUUCUUCGAGCAAGGUGUGAUGCUUCCCCAGUGACCAACAAUACCAUCCAGUUUCACUGUGACCCUAGUUUCUGGGCUCAAAAUAUUAUCAAUUUAGGUUCUUUAGUAAUCGAAGAUAAAGAGAGUCAACCACAAAUGCCUAAGCAGAAUCCUGUUGUGGAACAGAAUUCCCAGCCACAAGGUGGUUUAUCUUCAAACCAGUUAUCCAAGUUUCCAACCCAGAUCAGCCUAGCUCAGUUACGACUCCAGCACAUGCAGCAACAGGUAAUGGCUCAGAGGCAGCAGGUGCAACGGAGGCCAGCACCUGUGGGUUUACCACACCCUAGAAUGCAGGGGCCCGUCCAGCAACCUUCCAUCUCUCAUCAGCAACCCCCUCCACGUUUGAUAAACUUUCAAAAUCACAAUCCCAAACCCAAUGGACCAGUUCUUCCUCCUCACCCUCAACAGCUGAGAUACCCACCCACCCCGAAUAUGCCACGACAAGCAAUAAAGCCCAACCCCCUACAAAUGGCUUUCUUGGCUCAACAAGCCAUAAAACAGUGGCAGAUCAGCAGUGGGCAGGCUCCGCCAUCGACUGCCAAUAGCACGUCCUCUACUCCUUCCAGUCCCACCAUUACGAGUGCAGCAGGAUAUGAUGGAAAGGCUUUUGGCUCUCCUAUGAUUGAUUUGAGCUCACCAGUGGGAGGUUCUUAUAAUCUUCCUUCUCUUCCAGAUAUUGACUGUUCAAGUACAAUUAUGCUGGACAAUAUUGUGAGGAAAGAUAAUAGUGUAGAUCAUGGCCAGCCAAGACCACCUUCAAACAGAACCGUCCAGUCUCCAAAUUCAUCAGUGCCGUCUCCAGGCCUUGCAGGACCUGUUACUAUGACUAGUGUACAUCCGCCAAUCCGUUCACCUAGUGCCUCCAGUGUUGGGAGCCGAGGAAGCUCUGGCUCUUCCAGCAAACCAGCAGGAGCUGAUUCUACACACAAAGUCCCAGUGGUGAUGUUGGAGCCAAUCCGAAUAAAACAAGAAAACAGUGGACCACCUGAAAAUUAUGAUUUUCCUGUUGUUAUAGUGAAACAAGAAUCAGAAGAAGAAUCUAGGCCUCAAAAUACCAACUACCCAAGAAGCAUACUCACCUCCCUGCUCUUAAAUAGUAAUCAGAGCUCUGCUUCUGAGGAGUCUGUGCUCAGGUCAGAUGCCCCUGACAGCACAGGAGAUCAACCUGGACUUCACCAGGAAAACGCCUCCAACAGGAAGUCUGAGUGGCUGGAUGCCUCCCAGAAGUCACCCCUCCACGUUGGAGAGGCGAGGAAAGAAGAUGACCCCAAUGAGGACUGGUGUGCAGUUUGUCAGAACGGAGGGGAGCUCCUGUGCUGUGAGAAGUGUCCCAAAGUAUUCCACCUUUCUUGUCAUGUGCCCACACUGGCAAAUUUUCCAAGUGGAGAGUGGAUUUGCACUUUCUGCCGAGACUUAUCUAAACCAGAAGUUGAAUAUGAUUGUGAUGCUCCCAGUCACAACUCAGAAAAAAAGAAAACUGAAGGCCUUGGUAAAUUAGCACCAAUAGAUAAAAGGAAGUGUGAACGUCUACUUUUAUUUCUUUAUUGCCAUGAAAUGAGCCUGGCUUUUCAAGACCCAGUUCCUCUAACUGUGCCUGAUUAUUACAAAAUAAUUAAAAAUCCAAUGGACUUGUCAACUAUCAAGAAAAGACUACAAGAAGAUAAUUUCAUGUACGCAAAGCCUGAAGACUUCGUAGCUGAUUUUAGAUUGAUCUUUCAGAACUGUGCUGAGUUCAAUGAGCCUGAUUCAGAAGUAGCCAAUGCUGGUAUAAAACUUGAAAGCUAUUUUGAAGAACUUCUAAAGAACCUUUAUCCAGAAAAAAGGUUUCCUAAACUUGAAUUCAGAAAUGAAUCAGAAGAUAAUAAAUUCAGUGAUGACUCAGAUGAUGACUUUGUACAGCCCCGGAAGAAACGCCUCAAAAGCAUAGAGGAACGGCAGGUGCUGAAAUAAGCGGCACCUCUGGCGUGUGCUGGUUUUUAGAUACUUUUGUUUCCAAAAAUUAUUUUGUCAGUAAUUUAACAUCACUAUAAAGAAGAGUUUGUGACCACUCUGAUCUAUAAGUUUUUGAUGUUUACUAGACUUUAAUUUUCUUAACAACCCACUUCUUUUAACCUUGUUAUUAAGAAAGUUAAAAAGGGAAGGAGAAAGGAAGAAUGAAGCAUCAACAAAAUAAAAAGACGUUUCCAUUUCUGAAUUUCAAAACUGUAAUCUGGAACUGUAGCUACUCUAGAAAAGAAAUAGAUUUUGUAUGAAGUCUUAAGUUGAAAUUUUAAUGUGGUUUGGAUGUGUGCAUUAAUCCAUUUUUAGAAAAAUACCACUUACCCAUUAAUUAUGGCCCGACCAUGAGUUAGAUGUAGUGUCUUUAAGAACAGUACAUAGUGAAGAACAGUUAGGCCAUAAUUAAUGAACAUGGAUGGUAAUAAGAGUUCUAUCCUAGGAUGCCAACGGGCGCAGCAAGUAAGUAGAUUAGAUACUAUUGAGAAGGCACCUCAUGUAAGAUGGCAACUGUAUUAAAGAAAAAGGAAAACAAAAGUUUGAUUUUUUUUUGUUUUUUUCUUGUCUGUAGAGGUGUUUGACAUAGCAGAUUCCCAACGCCAUUUUUCAUACAUUUCUUAAUUGAAUUUCUUCCAACGUGGAAGUGAGUGAACGCAUUUGGUUUUGUUGGAUGUCUGUGUGGUUUUGCUGUUUGUUUGAACUGUGCAGGUGACCCUUUUAUAACGAGACUCAUUGUUUGCAGUAUGGCUUUUAGUGGAACGCUCAACAUAUGAAAUACAGCUCUGUGCGGUAUUUGGUGUGAGGCUUUUAAAAAAUAUAUACCCUAUUGGGCAUUAAAUGUAUGUUCCCCUGAAAGGGACUGGUUUUUGUGGUUUUCAUCUGCCUUUAUAAUUUGGACUGAAAAUAUAUUGUGGAAUUUGGGAGCUGGCUGUUGGAGGGAAUUAUAGUAAAAAUUUAAUUUUUUUGAAGCAUCUAUUUCCUAUUUUUAAGAAUUAGACCUUCACAUUGAAUCUUUGAUCUCAAUUCUAAAUUUCAUUUUUAUUCUCAGAGAUAUAAAAGAUGUCUUCUGAGGGCAAACAUAUUCUUAAUGGGCCAGACCUCGCUAGUUUAACUGACAUUGGUUUAUUCCUCGUUCAGUGUCAAAGAAGGAAACUAGAUUAAGAAAAUUGCUGUGCCAUUUGCUAACCUAAUGUUUGACAAAAUAUUUUACAUAUGAAUUUUUUUAGUUUGCCAAAGUAAACCUUUCUAAAACACUAAUUGGCUAAGGAAAUUUUUCUGUUUCAGCUGAUAAAAUAAAAACAUGGCUGACUUGAAAGAAUGUUCUCUUUGGGUGGUAUCAUCCUCCACGAAGUAGACCUUAGAGGACUUGCUUUCAUCCACGUGGCAUUACUUCUUAAAAUGGACAAUGGGAAAAUAUUCUGUGGCUGAUUCUCUGGGUUUUCAGAUAUUGCUAAAGAUAAAAUAUGAAAAAAUAACUUACUAGCAAUAGCGUCUCACUUUCUGUGUAGAUUUAGGCCUUGUCUAUAAUGUAAAUUAUACAUUAUUGGUUAAAAGGGUCUUAGUCACUUUUUUGCAUGUGUUCAGGGUGACUGUUGUGGUGGUGGUGUCAUUUUGAAUAUGCAUUUGCCAUUUAUUUUCUGAAGACUGAACAGUGCAUAUACUAUUUUGAUAACAGUGCAUAAACCAUUUAAUUGUCUUAUUUUGCUCCAGCACUUACAGCACACCAGCUGUUGAGCUUUUAGUAAUAAGUUCAUUGGUAUCUUAGAAUACUGUUCUUCUGAUGGUUUGUUCUUCCAUAUUUGUCUUCUGAGUUAAAACAGGGCAACAAACAAAUUUUGAGAAGGAUCAUGAAAGGAAGUAGUACUAAAGAGAAAAAAUACAUAAUUUUCUAAAAGAAUUCGAGCCAGAAUUUCUAACUGAUGUCCCCAAAACUUUCACUGAUAUAUUCAGUGCUAUGUUAAUCUUUUUUUAAAUUGAUUUUAGAGAGAGGGAAAAAGAAACAUCAACUUGUUGUUCUACUUAUUUAUGCAUUCAUUAGUUGCUUCUUGUAUGUGCCCUGACCAAGGAUUGAACCCACAACCUUGGUGUAUGGGGGAUGACACUAACCAAAUGAGCUACUCAGCCAGGGCAAUAUUAAUCUUUUAAAACAGUAUUUAAAAGUGGUUUUCUCUCCACAGUCUUAAGUUAACAGUAUUUAAGAUUAUAGUCCUGUGACCUUAUUAACAAGCACCGAUGUGCUCAGGCAGAUCCCAGCUAAGUAGUUCUUAAAUUCUGACAGACAGUUGUAAGAUGAUCCUAACGAUAUAUAUUAUCCCAUCCUCUCAAAAGUUAAGUGCAAUUCAGGCAACCUUGACCUAACACUCCGGUGUUUAUCUCCAAACAAAAAGUCCAGAUUUCCCUCGAUUUAGAACCAAGACCCUAGAGUCAUAGCUGCAAGACCCCCAAUGACUAGACAUGAUCACACCUGUAGCCAGGGUUUAUGGAUGAGCAGAGUAUGUGGGAGCUAGGAUUUACUCAACUCCAACUCAUUGAAAGCUUUCCCCGAUGCCAAGCAUCUGAUCUUUCCAGCAAUAAGAAAACCCAAGUACACCGUCAGUGGCUUAUGUGGCUCUGGCAGAAGUAUAAAUAGACUGAGAUAUACCAUAUUGCAUUCAAAAUGUAUUUGUACAUCAGCAUCUGGCAAUGCAGUCAUUUUGUCCUUUGAAUUAGCAGGCCCUGCUUAUCUUUUCUGAAUGGAAGGGUAGGCAAUUGGAAAGUGCUCAAAGGAAAAUGUCCUCUUGCCAAGGUAGUUUGACCAUCUUUUCCAAGCUAAAGAAGAAGCACUCAAUUUUACCACACAUAGUAGUGCAGUUGAAACAUAGCUUAGGAAUGCUUUCAGAAAGUUUCACUCCAGAGUCAAAAAGGUGAGUAUACAAAUUAUUGCUUCAUUUAUGAAUUUGCAUUUCAAAGUCCUAUGAUUGCAGUGUUUAAAAUCUGGGUGUCACAGAGGGACCAGUUAGACAGUGAAAGGAGGAAGUCCUCCUCUUGGCUGAGCCCUGAUCCACAAAUAAUGUUGCUUCAUGUGAACAAAAAAUAUUUAGUUUUAAACUGAAGAUAGUCAUUUUCUGUUUAUCUGUAUUUGUUUCGAAUGAGAGAAAUCAGGUGGUUUGGUUAGCCAUUAAAAUUCUGGACAUGGCCAUGAGUUCAGGUAUCUAAUUUCUUAUUGAAAUAGAGCACCUCCUUUUAAAUAAUCAUGUACAUAUUUUAAAGUAUUUUAUACCCUCAUGUAAAUUAAUAGUUGAUGUCUUUUUACAAACAUAAUGCCCCUUCAUUUUGGGUGUGAAUUUACUAAGUCAUAAUUCACAUCUUGGUGGCUCAUGCCUCCUGAGUGAGAACAAUGCUAGCCAAUCCGAUCGCAGAUUUCUGUCUCCAUGAAGGUGAUGUUUCUUGUGAGGGACAUCUGAGACAAUAGUCUUUGUUUAAUUUUAGGGGGCCAACUGCUGGUUUGAUUUUAAUAAAAAUUAGCUUCAAUGGGCUUUUUCUGUGAAUAUUUUGGCACAACAAGGAAUUUUUAAUGGAAAAGUCACUGGUGUCAUUCAGUAGAAUUUAAACUAGCUGGCAUCUGCCUUCAUUACUGUGUGUGGUCUUCUGUGAAACUGAGACACAGGGACAGGCUACUCGUCCAUAAAUAAUAGGAAACUUUAGAAAUUCUACCACAUGUAUUUCACUACAUACAGAGAGAAGGGGUGUGAUAAAUACCUUCAAACACUGAUUUCCACCUUUUCCCCCUAAGAAAAGGAACGCAAACUCCUGAAAGUAGGAGAACAAAUGAUGCCAUAAAACAUUUUACUUGAAUGGAACCUAUUGGGAGGGGAGGGUAUUAUACAACAUCUGGGAGCUUUUACAAGUCACUUUGAAAGUUUAUGUCUGUUACCUUAAAGGUUAGAAAGUUUUGAUUCUUGGAAGUAACUAUUUGAAAAAUUCACUGUUGGAUAUUUAAUGGAUCUUAGUUUGAUGGGGAUGUGAACAGCUUUCUAUUUGAUUCUUAAAUGAGGUUUUAGUUUGAUGGGGAUGUGAACAGCUUUCUAUUUGAUUCUUAAAUGAGGUUUUAAAUAGAAUAAGUCCUAAUUUGAGUCCUUAAAAAAUCCUUUAGAAGUUAAACAUUUAGCAAAAUUUUGUCUUUUGUAUAGAAGAAAGGCUAUUUUAAAGUCGUCAGUGAAAGAAUGCCCAAAC